Messenger RNA from Xenopus tropicalis (tropical clawed frog), 4099 nucleotides. It is a transcript of the gene sgms2, whose product is annotated as sphingomyelin synthase 2. The record is from RefSeq and is a predicted model, not a curated record. The transcript is spliced from 7 exons. Gene Ontology annotation, molecular function: phosphotransferase activity, for other substituted phosphate groups. NCBI's taxonomy places the organism in Eukaryota, Metazoa, Chordata, Amphibia, Anura, Pipidae. The coding region runs from base 676 to 1773 and encodes 365 amino acids. Gene Ontology annotation, cellular component: membrane.
UCCGAAGACAACCCUCUCCAUUCUACCUGCCGCUCCCUUUCCCCCCUGGCUUGCUGUUGGGGACAUUCCUGGAGGUUUGACUGGUUUUACAGACUGACAGGGCAAGCAGUGAGUCAGUGUUUGGCAAUGGAGUGGGCGGUGAAAGUAGUCUGUGUGUUAUGAGCCUGAGGGAGAAAUUAGCUGAAUGAUGUCAGACAGUGGUAGGAGGAGAUCGCUGAGACUGGAGAGUGAACGGGAAAAAAGGGUCGGGCAGAGACCAUGAAGACAACUGUAAACACACAGUCAGUGCAACACAGAAAGAACGAACAGCAGCACACCUCCUGCCUUGGAAUGACCCGAUCCCGGCGCUCUGCAGCUAAAGAACAAGCUCAGUCAGGCUUGUACAAGUAGAAGCGAUCCUAUCAAUGUGGGUUGCAGCCAACUGAUAACAGUAGAAAGUGGAUGAGUAACCCUGCAAGUGCUAAUAUCACCCAAGGUUGCAUGCAGAUGACCGCUUAAUAAGAUAAAGACAAGGAUAUUUCAUGGCUUACCUCGGGGCCUAAAGCACAAGGGUGGUUAUAUAUUUUCAAGAUUUGGAUUCCUUCAGAUAUAUUUUGUAGAAGAAACUAAUGCUGCAGAAUUUCCAUCCAUAGUUCUUCAAGAGGAAUUCUUAUUUUUAUACAUUUUGUUGCACAAAUGGAUAGCAUUGAGACCACAAAAACAGAUGAACAUUCCUUAAAUCUUCAUAACAAAGCACUAAAUGGUUUUCCAAGAUCCAUUUCAACAAACAGUGACGAUGAGAAAAAUGCUAAGAGCAAACCUAAAAGCAUGCCUAAUGGCUUGCGAAAAGGCUUGAAACAUUAUCCAGACUAUAUUCAAAUUACUAUGCCAGUGGACUCUAGGAACAAAUUUCCAUUGGAGUGGUGGAAAACUGGUGUUGCCUUUAUUUAUGCUUUCUUUAACAUGGUUCUCACCACUGUUAUGAUCACAGUGGUACAUGAGAGAGUGCCUCCAAAGGAAGUCAGCCCUCCGCUUCCAGACAAGUUUUUUGACUAUGUCAGUCGUGUGUCGUGGGCCUUUUCUGUUUCAGAGAUAACUGGAAUGAUUUUAGUUGCUCUUUGGACAGUCCAGUGGGUCUUCUUGCGAUACAAAUCAAUUGUGGGGCGGCGAUUUUUCUUUAUCGUUGGAACAUUAUACUUGUACCGUUGUAUUACAAUGUAUGUUACAACACUGCCAGUACCUGGAGUUCAUUUUCAAUGUGCCCCAAAGCUGCAUGGAGAUUCUUACGCACAACUACAGAGGAUCCUCCGACUAAUAUCUGGCGGUGGUUUAUCAAUUACAGGAUCUCACAUAUUGUGUGGAGAUUUUCUGUACAGUGGCCAUACUGUCAUUCUCACCCUGACUUACCUGUUUAUCAAAGAAUAUUCUCCUCGACACUUUUGGUGGUAUCAUUUAAUCUGCUGGCUGCUAAGUGCUGCAGGUGUCAUCUGCAUACUAGUGGCACAUGAACACUAUACAGUGGAUGUGAUUGUUGCCUACUAUGUAACUACCAGACUCUUCUGGUGGUAUCAUACCAUGGCUAAUGAAAAGUGUUUGAAGACCUCUUCUCCAACAAAUUUACUUACCAGAACCUGGUGGUUUCCAGUGUUUUUAUUCUUUGAGAAGAAUGUUCAGGCCUGUAUUCCAUGCAGUUACUCUUGGCCCAUCUCUUGGCCUCCCAGCUGCUUCAAAGCAUCAUGCAAAACCUAUUCACGAGUACAGAAGACAGGAGAGGAUGUUGAAAAGGCCACAUGAACUCAGUCAUUAGACUCUGCAUAAAACAAACACACAGUGAAUGGAAGACUUUUUCAAAGCUUUAACCAAAGAAAUAUUUUCUUGUUGAGAAUCUGACUAAAUGAAGUGGACCAAUAAUUUUAUUUCUUUGAUUGCAAAGGUAGUUCAAAAUGGGAUACAACUUUUAUCCCAACUAGCUUAAAACAAACACUAACAGUUCACAACCAGAUUGCAUACCAAUGAAUGAAUUUUAACGGAAUAGUAAGUACAGCUUGUUUGGAAGGUAGUAGUAUUCUUAAUGCUGUGCUUGUGGAUGCGUAUAUUGUUUAUUGUUAAUGAAUUCGUUUGUAAUGCACAAAGUCACAGGGUACAGUGAACCUCAGGGUAGCUUCCCUCCUAACAUUUCUGCAUUGAAAAUGUAUCCAUAAUCCAUAAUUUUGAAAAAAAGCAUUUGGGAUGUUGGAGCUAGGUGUCUGUGGCCUCUUGUGAUCAUACUUUUGCUCAGGAUGGUAAAAAAGUCUUUCUUUAAAUAUGAAGUCGCUAAUUAACAUCCCAAUGCCACCCUAGACAUUUAGAAAUGCACAUUGAAGAGCUCUUUUUAAUAUUAGUAGCAGUUUUAAUAACUCCUGAGACAUAUUCAUUAACACAAGAGAUUAGAUAGAGAUAGAUUAAGCACAAAUUGUUCCUAUCUGAAUCAUUAUUUUAUAGUAGUCAUACAAAUUUUAUGCAGAAGUUUCCAUGUCUUUGUAGAACCUGAAGUAAUCGAUGAACUGUUUUAUCCGGUUUAUUGCACUGGUUACUCUCUGAUCUCUCAGAGUAUUGUCCUGUUUUACUAUUGCCUUAAGGGUCCAUGGGGUUCUUCAUGUUCUGGAAGACAGGUUGUAAAGUACAAUAGAGAUUAGUUUUCUUACAAAUGUUGCUUUAUCUUCAGAAAUAACAAAUGCAGUUAUAUAUAUUUAAAGCUCUUACAAUUUAUGAGAAAAGAUGUGUUUUUGCAUAUGGUAAAAAAUAGAAAUUUUGCUACUGCUGGAAAAGUAGUUGACCUUCUGUGGAAAUGUAAGUAACAGUAAAAAAGUAACUGUUUGCUCCUCCAAAUGUCAAUGUCUUAGAUUUAAAACCCCAUUGUACAGAAGACUGUUUUCCCAGAAUGCUGUGGUCUCUUUUUAGGGCCUAUAGUUGCAAUUAUGACACAUUCCAACUGUGAUAUUGGUUUUACUCUGGUUAUUGCUGUAGUAUGUUAAAGCAGGCUUGUUAUUUAUCUAUGCCAUCUUGGGUUUCUGAUCAGAUUUUGAGAAAUAGAAAUAAUAAAGUAUGGCCAAAAGAAGAAGGGUAUUCUCCAUAAAAGCUCAGUGGGAAAAAUACAUUGCUAUGAUAAUAUUGAUGCUGUGAAGUAGAACAACUUUCAGAUGAGAGAGAACUAAUUCUCAAGGGUUAGGACUUAAUCAUUUUAAUUACAUACAGUAUUGUUGCCCCUUGGUCAUUUUAAGCAAACAGAAAACUAUACCAGUCUAGUUUUAAACACGACUGCCCACCACAUAUACGCGUUAUCAGAUGAUUAAACCCAGAGCUUGGAAAUGUUGGGCAGUAUAUAGUAGUGGGCAUACCAUAAAUGCAGCUGUGCUAACACUUAGGGGCAGAAGUGUGAGAUUAGUUUUCACCACAGAAAAACUCAUUUUCUAUUCAUUCCUAUGGGAUUUUUAGAAGUGUACAUAUCAAUGGGUAAAAGUUAGAGUUCACCACUUUUUAAAAUCCCACAGGAAUUAAUAGAAAGUCGGUAAGUUUUCUGUAGUGAGCUCUAAUUUCACACUUUGAUAAAUCUGCUCCUGUAAAAUUCAGUAGGUUUGAAGUUGGGUUUCUGUUAUGGUGAACAUAAUCAUUCUUUAAACUAUAAAUACUGUCAAUCAUUCAUUAAAAUGCUGUUCUGAUCCACAUAGCAAAAUAUGGUAUAUCUCUCACUUGGACAAUACUUUCUAAGGGGAAUAUCUUAUGACCGGAAUAAACAUUCAGAACUGAAAAUAAGAGGUUGAUGCUGUUGUGGUAUCUGUCUUGUGAUGUGCUACCUCACCUACACGUUUAUGUUACAUGUAUACCUUGUUAUGCUAACAAAUAUACUGUAUUUUUAGAUGGUGCAGAUGCUACUGUAGCAUCUUUAUUUAAAGCAGAACAAGCAACUUUCCUAUAUAUCUUAAUUGUUAGAACAUUUUCUUUAGUUAUGCCAAAGGAUAUUUGGGUAGAGUUCCCAUUAAUCUGAAAGUGAUGGGAAGUGUCAUAUAAAACACAGUUGUAGAUGUUCCCAGUCAUACUAAUGGUACCCUUGUGAAAUAAAUGUGCAUUUUUUUUGCAUAUA